GCGUCCAGUGGGUGAAGAAGUGGGGGUCUCCUGCCUGCCGGAAGGAUGGGUGGGGCUUCCACACCGCAGCCCAGUAGGGUGGACUGACCCGUCUUCGGACCUCUGGCUCUUUGGAGGGACUGGCCUGAGGUGGGCCCUGGCAACCCCAGCCUCCUCUCAACCACCUCCCUGUAACAUGCGGGACAGGAGCCCAAGCGGCAUCUAAGGAGGGCGGGUUCUGCCAGGCACAGAGGGCUCCAGCGUGAUUGCCACUGGUUAAUGACCUGCCACCCCCGCCCCCCCAACCUCUGGUGCCGUCCAAAGACUCUGACCCCAGUGCAGUGUCUGUAGGGAAGAGGAGCCAUGGGGCUUCGGGCAGGCCCCAUGCUGCUUCUGCUGCUAUGGCUGCUGCCAGGGGCCAGUGGGGAUGUGCUGCCUUCAGAAUGCGGCCACUCCAAGGAGGCCGGGAAGAUUGUGGGAGGCCAAGACACUCAGGAAGGACGCUGGCCGUGGCAGGUUGGCCUGUGGUUGACCUCAGUGGGGCACAUAUGUGGGGGCUCCCUCAUCCACCCAUGCUGGGUGCUCACGGCCGCCCACUGCUUCCUGAGGUCUGAGGAUCCCAGGCUCUACCAUGUUAAAGUCGGAGGGCUGACACCCUCCCUUUCAGAGCCCCACUCGGCCUUGGUGGCUGUGAGGAGGCUCCUGGUCCACUCCUCAUACCGUGGGACCACCAACAGCGGGGACAUUGCCCUGAUGGAGCUAGACUCCCCCUUGCAGGCCUCCCAGUUCAGCCCCAUCUGCCUCCCAGGACCCCAGACCCCCCUCGCCAUUGGGACCCUGUGCUGGGUAACGGGCUGGGGGUCCACCCAGGAGAGAGCCCUGGCGAGUGUCCUUCAGGAGGUGGCUGUGCCCCUCCUGGACCCGAACAUGUGUGAGCUGAUGUACCACCUAGGAGAGCCCAGCCUGGCUGGCCAGCGCCUCAUCCAGGACGACAUGCUCUGUGCUGGCUCUGUCCAGGGCAAGAAAGACUCCUGCCAGGGUGACUCCGGGGGGCCGCUGGUCUGCCCCAUCAAUGAUAGGUGGAUCCAGGCCGGCAUUGUGAGCUGGGGAUUCGGCUGUGCCCGGCCUCUCCGGCCUGGUGUCUACACUCAGGUGCUAAGCUACACGGACUGGAUUCAGAGAACCCUGGCUGAAUCUCACUCAGGCAUGUCUGGGGCCCGCCCAGGUGUCCCCGAGUCCCACUCAGGCACCUCCAGGUCCCACCCAGUGCUGCUGCUUGAGCUGUUGACUGCAUGCUUGCUUGGGUCCCUGUCAACCAGGAGCCAUGGAGUCCGGGAUCCCCCUUCCGGUAGGAUUGAUGGAAUCUAAUAAUAAAAACUGUAGGCUUUUUAUGUGUA
This is a messenger RNA of Symphalangus syndactylus (siamang), 1376 nucleotides long. Its product is annotated as serine protease 30-like. Gene Ontology annotation, biological process: proteolysis. Lineage: Eukaryota; Metazoa; Chordata; Mammalia; Primates; Hylobatidae. Gene Ontology annotation, molecular function: serine-type endopeptidase activity. The record is from RefSeq and is a predicted model, not a curated record.